Molecule: messenger RNA, 1470 nt
Organism: Hypoxylon trugodes
Lineage: Eukaryota; Fungi; Ascomycota; Sordariomycetes; Xylariales; Hypoxylaceae
Exons: 1
Coding region: 177-1043 (288 amino acids)
Source: RefSeq, a predicted model, not a curated record
GCCGGAACGAUCCUACCCUCCGCGUAUAUGCGCCCUAGGUGUAUAUCCAAUAUAUUUUAUAUACCUCUUCACACCUGAGCUAGGUUAGAAGUAUAUACCAUACUCUUCAAUAAAAAUACACUUAUUAUUAUAUCAUAUUCUCAUCGCCUACACGCAUACCUACCUCACUAGACACAAUGAGCCUCCUACAACAGAAAUACACAUCCCUCCUCACCCACCUCACCCCCUCCAACCUCAAUGUCACGCUUCACAAACAUCAACAACCCAUCCUCCUAGCCACCGGCGUAACAAUCCUCACCACCCCCUUCCUAGCCUACUCCUGGUCCUGCUACCAACAAUGGCGGGCCCUAGGACGCGGCGGCGUCCCCUACAAUUUCGCAGGGUGGCUCGUACAAACAAGCUUCCACCUAUUCGCGCGUUCCGACGUGCGAGAACCUAUACCCAAAUCCUACACCAGUAUCUCUGAUAUCGGUGCCAUCUACGGCAACGCAGGAGGCAAAUCCUAUCUCCCAACCGCUGGUUUAGAAAAAAGAAAAGGCCCACGCCCCACCGUCCCAUCCUUCGUCGCGCCCCAACGCCAGACUAGCGACACACCAAAACCCCCGGAUGCAACAGUAUCCAAACUGCAGAAUUUCCUAGAAGAACUCGCUAAACUAAAUCCUCAUAUCUUCGAGAUCAAAACGAGUCGGUUGGAAGGUCCAUUACAUCAAGCAAUAUGGCUAACCCCCUCCCCCCCCAACCAAGACGAGAGAAAAGUCCGUCUGGGCUGGGGCUCGGGCGGGGAAUUCGCACAUGUGCACGGCGAGGCGAGUUCGCAUCUCAUACUCAGCCCCGCGGACGCGGCGACUGCUAUUGAGGCUGGAUGGGUGGAACGGCAUCGGUUGAGCGGUGUUGGUGGGGCGAGGGCGAUGGUGCCUUGGGGUUAUGUUUUGGUGUAUGCGCCGCGGAACGGCGAGGAGGCGGGGGUUUGGAGGGAGUUGAUUAUUGCGGGUGCGCGGUAUGUUGCUGAGGGGUUGGGUGUUGAGGUUGUUGUUCCUGAGUAGAUGAGGGUAGGUGGUUCGGAGUUCGGAGUAAAGGGAGUGGAGAGAUGUAUGUGUCUGUUUACUUCGCCGGGGAUAAUGUCGUCGUGUAAGUGGCGUAUUUUGGCCUCGGUCCGAAUAAUUUGGUUCGUUGAGAUUGCUCGGCCACGGUGCAUGUGUGGGAAUAGAGGGGACGGAGGUGAAAUGAUAGGGUUUCAGGCUAUCUGGACCGUAACUUCGCGGUAUUAUUAAUAGCGGCGAUGGCGGUAGUGUUCAGGGGAGUGUGCUGUCGACUCAUUGCUAUAGGAUUGGGUGUAUAAAGGCGUCUAAAUAUCAUCGUUUCGCUGUUUCUCGCAUUAAAAGAAGGUUGAAUGGGGAUGAGGAUGAAUUUUGUCACUUGAGAGUGGCCACGAAAGAGGCAUAUGCAUGUACGUUACAACUAUACUCUCAU